Daucus carota subsp. sativus is the source of this 1045-nucleotide messenger RNA. Its product is annotated as protein DELAY OF GERMINATION 1. The record is from RefSeq and is a predicted model, not a curated record. Gene Ontology annotation, biological process: DNA-templated transcription. Lineage: Eukaryota; Viridiplantae; Streptophyta; Magnoliopsida; Apiales; Apiaceae. The transcript is spliced from 2 exons. Gene Ontology annotation, molecular function: sequence-specific DNA binding. Bases 90 to 782 code for a protein of 230 amino acids.
AUCUUGUUACAACAAUCACUCCAUAUAUAGUAAACCAGGCCCUUUUAUUAUUCAUUCCAUCUCACCCCUUCAAUGCUAAGAAAACAACCAUGGGAUUCCAGACGUUUCACGAACGAUGGCACCAGCAGCUGGAGCAGCUGGUCCUCAAGCUCAAAGCCGCCCCGAGACCACCGAGCUCCACGGACCAAAACAACCACCUCCUCGAGCUAAUCAACAGCUUCCUGGCUCACAUCAGUGACUACUACCAGGUUAAAUCAGCCGUGGCCCAUCAGGAUGUCCUGUUCCUCCUGGCUGCGCCCUGGGCCAGCACUUUCGAGCGCUCGCUCCACUGGCUCGCUGGCUGGCGCCCCACCACGGCCUUCCAAGUCGUGCAAACGGAGUCCACCAUUUUAUUCGAGAACCGAAUGCUCGAUAUCCUCGACGGCAGGAGCCUGACUGGAGAUCUCGCGGAUUUGAGUCCUGAUCAGUUUAAAUGCUUGAGUCAUCUCCAGUGCGUGACUGCCCAAGAAGAGAACGCGCUUAGUCAACAGCUCUCCGACUGGCAGGAUGCUGCGAGUGACGCUAUGCUGCUGAGGUACGAGGACGACAUGGGGGAAAUGAUGCGUGAUCUGGGAGCGAUAGUGCAGAAGGCGGAUGAGCUCCGAGUGAGCACGUUGAGGAAGGUGGUGGAGCUUCUUACACCGCACCAGACGGUGGAUUUCUUGCUCUCUGCCGCUAAUUUACACUCCCUUGUUCGUGCCCGGGGCCUGAACAACGACCGUCGUAACGACUUAAUAAAUUAACGAGAACCAGAACCAGCAUUUCGAAACAGUCGGGUUUAAAAAAUAUCUAGAAUUUCAGGAAGCAGUAUCUAUCUAUAUAUUAUAUGUUUGUACUUCUGUUUGGAACAAUAAGCUCCAUAUAGAUGGAAGAUGGUCAAUCAUGAAAGAUCGAACUCCAUGAAUUAUAUAGCAACUAGCUAAUGUAGUGUGUAUCAGUCUAUCUUCAUCGUACACUUUCUGUGUAAUGUGAUAUCUAUGUUGAGAAUGAGAAAGCUAGUUAAUCC